Molecule: messenger RNA, 3648 nt
Organism: Neospora caninum
Lineage: Eukaryota; Apicomplexa; Conoidasida; Eucoccidiorida; Sarcocystidae
Exons: 1
Coding region: 1-3648 (1215 amino acids)
Source: RefSeq, a predicted model, not a curated record
AUGGAGCAGGGUUCAUUUGAAAUUUGUAUGAAUGGAAAUAUCUCUGGGAGAAAGGACGACCUCGUCACAGAGUCAGGGAAACGCGGCGUGGACCUGGGCACGGCUGCCGAGCUGCCUGAGGAUGCGACUCCCGAAGGCACGGCCGUGGACACCAUUGGAGGACUCGGCGCGUCUCCGUUUUCUUUCUGUACAAGAGAGGAGAAAGAGCAGGAAGACUCGGAUGAGCCCGAUCCGCGGUCUCCGCGAGAGUCGUCUGUUUGCCUCUCAGUCCGCGAACGAAUGAGUAGACCCGAGAUUUUCAAUCCCGAAACGAACGGUGCGGCGCCCUCCCCCCCUGCAGUCUCUGGAGGGUCGCGGUCGGGCGGCGAAAAUGGGCGGCCCCGAAGAACAGCCCGCGCGUCAAUUCCUCCUCCAAGUUCGGCUCCGGCAACUGGCGAAGCAGCAUGCGAACGCAGCGGCAGCACUGAGGAUGCGGAGGCCUCCGUUUGGGGUGUACAUACACGGCAGUCCGCCGUCCCGGGCGGCGGGUGCGAAGGACGCCUCCGCAAGGGCGGAACUCGAAACACUCCGGUGCCGAGGACCGCCAGCGACGAGUCACAUUUGAAGCGGCCGGUGGGCCCUUCAGGAAGCCAUCCCUGGGCGUCUCCAAGUUCAGUUCGACAGCCGAAAUGUACAGCGGGGAGGCUCAGCCGGGACAUCCGUACCGAAGGGACCGAAGGCGCUGGAGGUACACCCGGGGGUGGCCGGACCGCUGGUCGCGUUUCCAGCUCUUCUCAGAGUAGUCCGAGUGGGUGCACGAGCGUGUCCUACCUUGAAGACUUUUACAUGCGCCAGAGGACGCGGGCCGCGCACGAGGCGCAGCGGCGGGAAGAAGCUCGCCGCGGGAUGACGACGUGGCGCGGCGCGCCGGCAAGCAAGGAGUUUCAGUGGCUGCAGCGGCUGCGCGACGCGCAGACAGACUCUGGCGCCUUGGCGUGCGGCAGUCCAGGCUCCGGGACAGGCGGCGCGUGGCAUCCCACAAGUCGCAGCUUCGAAUCACAAGUGCGAGCCUCUGGCCAGGGAACCCUGUGGCGAAGGAGUGAAGGAAGCCGAGAGCCGCGCCAGGUGAGUAAACGGAGCGCGGCGGUUCCCGAAGAAACGAAUUCGCGGCUCGUCAAACAUCUCAUCAGCUUGUUCCAGUCGCGGUCGACUCGCCGGCCCAGCGGCAGGUCUAGAGUCCAGAACGGCAGUGUCGUGGCGGGGGCUCACCCUCGGCAGUCACCGCAAGAAGGGACAGCCACGGGGACACAGAGGCAGUGGGCCACUUACCCCCGGUCGUCAUCGCUGCAGCCGAACGGAGGCAGUGAGAGUCGCGCACCUGCCUCACUUGACACGAGCGGGCACCUCCCCGCAGGUUCCUUGCGUCACGCGCUUUCUUUUCCGCGCCCCAGUUGUCCGUCCUCGUCUCGGGGUGGACCGCCUCAACUCUGCUCGUUUCGGUCUGCACAGGAAAGUCUCGGCGAAACCCAGCAUGGACCCAGUCGGGCCUCCGACUCCCUCCGCGUCCCUGCCUACUUCACGCCCGACGCCGCGCUUAUGCAAGGGCGUAGGACUGUUGCCGCCCAGUCUCCCCCCCCACACGUUUCUGCCCAGGCGGGCGCGCGGUCGCCGGCGCGGAGCGCCGUUUCGAUGCGUCAGACUCCCGUCAGCUCGCCGCGGCGUUCGCCUUGUUCCCCGAGAAGCCUGGCUCCAGUCUUUGCGGCGCCGCGGCCGACAGCGGCCUCCGUGCCUCCGCGUCUGAGUCGCGAAGAGGUACUUGUCAUUCAAGAUGCCUUGCUCCGGUACCAGCUUGCCCGCCAACAUGGACCAGCACGCGCCGGACUCCCUGGAUCUGGGGCGGCGUGUCGGCCAGUGCUCUCUGCCGCUUCCUUUCGAGGGCGCUCUGCGGGGCCGGGCGAGGCGUCUACGGGUCUCCCCGCCUCCACGCCGAGCGGCGGGCUGCUCAGCCCGUCUCAACGGAGACCGCACACUGAUGCAGAUGCACGGGGCGCUGAGUGUCGCCAGGAAAUGAACCAAGCAGGGGGAAACAAAACGGACUUGGCCGCCUCCACACACGCGAGCAGAGGAACAGGAUGCGGAGACGGAGCCGUCCGUGCGCCUGCGGCUGGGCCCGAACCGCCCACGCACCGACCCGAGCAGGCCUCGCGUCUAGAGCGCGCCGCAGACGAAGGCGAAGAGCGAACGCGCGACGCACAAACAGAAAUACGACGCGAAGAAGGUGGACAGCGCGCGUCCCAUCACGUAGCAGAGAAGUCUGAAGCCAGAGCAUGCAGCAGCGAGGGCUGGCCGACAGGCGAAUCCGGAAGGGAUGAAAAGACGCCACUCGCCCGGGAACGCGGUCUCAGAGAGGAACGUGCGAUGGCCACAGGUGGGACAGGACUGGCGGCGGAGAGUUUUUUGGAGAACCCGGGCGCGGUCGCCGGGCGUGGCGACGCGGAAACGGAGAUUUCUUCCGAUGCCGAGUCGGCGCCUCUCAGCGGCGGGGCUCAGGACACGGCGCAGCCGACGCCUGUCGUCGCGGCGAAGUGUGAGGCCUCUGAAACGGCCCCGCAGAGACUGGACGCCAGCGCUCUCUCUCUGUCCGGUAGCACUGUGUCCUCGUGUGCAGGACAGCCGCCAGCGAGCGGACAGGGGGGAAGCGUCGGUGCCGGCUCCAGCUGUCAAGCGCCGGAAGAGGCUCUUCUUUGUCUCGCCGAUUGCUUUGCGGCAGCCGCCGUUGGCCUCGAAGGCGGGCCGGGGGCGCUCAAGGGAGGCGCAGCGGUCGCGGCAGGCGACAGCGCCAACACGAUCUCGGAGCAAGACGGAGAGGGGACCGAUGGAGAGAGGUGCGCGGGUCCCGGGGACCGGGAGGGAGGUUUGAGCGCCGCCUCCACGCCUUCGGAUGGCGCUCCAGAGGAGCUGAAACCAUACGAGCGAAUAAUGCUCAAGUUUCUGCAGUACAGAGAGUGGCUGGAGGCGCAGGACAAGAGCGGGGGCGACGGCGAGGCGCGGGCUGUUGAUGACCUCUUGGCCGCGCUAGACGCGCACGGCGAGGACGGAGCGCAAGCUGGAGAACGCAGCUGGGAUGCCGAUGAAGAGGCCCAGCAGCUGCUGGAGAUCGACGCGCUCCUGGAGUCGAUUCCUGACCUUCGAAGAGACGGUCAGCUGUUCGGGGUUUUCGACAGUUUCGGCGCCUCCGAGCUGGCGGCAGAGGCAGGGCUCUUCAAUUUCAACUUUGCGGAGCAAGAUGGGAUCCUCCUCUUUGAGGACGAGGGCGAAGACGCGCACAGUCAGGACAGUUUCGACGGGGCGGCGCCGACUGAAGAGCGAAUGCCGGGUGUUCCAGAAGACGCGGCGGAAUCCCUUUCGAAUCUCAAGGGAUCUCCCCUUGAAGAAGAGGCCCAGUCGGGAUCGAAUGCGCUUGAGAGUGACAGUCCACGAAAGAGAGACGAGGGGAAAGGGACAGCGUCUGAAACGCCUAUCAGCGCAUCAGAUCUUCUCCGCGCUCAUUACUUUGUCGGGCCUCUUCGUAUGAGCCAGCUGGCGGCCGGGGCUACAACUAGUCGGCGGCCGGGAGAGUCGGCUUUUCUCACAGAUGCGCAAUCCCCGGAAUCAGCGAAGGAGACGUGA